AUGAUCAGCCCUGAGCACAAGGCGCAUGAGGAGCCGGGAACCACACACAAGCCCAGCUCUGCUCAGCUCAGCUCAUCCCAGCUCAGCUCAGCCCAGCUCAGCCCAGCCCAGCCCAGCCCAGCUCAGCCCAGUACAGCUCAGACCUGCUCUGCCCAGCCCAGCUCAGCUCAGCCCACUUCAGACCAGCCACGUUGCCUCUGCUCCGAGAGCCGACUUCUCCCCUCUCAGCCUCCACUGCCCUGGAGCACCCGCUUAGCUCGAAUUCCUCCCUUCCGAGUCUAA
Messenger RNA from Galeopterus variegatus (Sunda flying lemur), 282 nucleotides. RefSeq names its product vegetative cell wall protein gp1-like. The coding region runs from base 1 to 282 and encodes 93 amino acids. The transcript has 3 exons. The record is from RefSeq and is a predicted model, not a curated record. NCBI's taxonomy places the organism in Eukaryota, Metazoa, Chordata, Mammalia, Dermoptera, Cynocephalidae.